AUGGAACAAAUACCACCCUCCCAGGAACAAGGUAAAUCACCUUCACCCAAUGAAAAUCCACCCUCCCAAGAGCUGCCACCGACGCCCCCAACUACCCACUCAGAUGUGCAGGCGGAAGCCGUCAUUCCCAUCAAACGGCAGCGCGUUGAAGGUGCAUGCAGACUCGACCCGCAGAGGUCAGAUCCUCCAUCGGAAGCGGCGACUUCGACUUACACGUUACAGGAAAGCAUGGAUGACAACGACGAUGACGCGGGUUUUACCAUCGUCUCUUACAAGAAAAACCGACCAGCAGGUAUCCCAAUACUCUUUCAUCCGACGUCCAAGGAGACUUCCUUCUGGAAGGUGAACCCGAAUGUCCUGGCACGAGAGGUAUUGGGAAUAGCACAGGAGAAAAUACUCUCACACAGAAUCGCCAAGGAUGGCAGCCUAUCGGUCAGUGUAGCGUCCCUCCCUGCGGCAAAUAAACUGCUUGCGCAAACAUCCCUCGCGGGAAUCGAGGUAAGGGCAACCACUCCAAGGUCCUACUCCGAAAACAUGGGCAAAAUCAAAGGAGUUCCUCUCCAAUACUCCGAUAGUGAUCUAUUGGAGUACUUAAAAGACAGUGGUGUACUAACUGUCCAAAGACAGGUUGCAUACCAAAGACAAGAAGAUGGCUCUUCAGUGGCCCGUCCCAAAGAUAGCGUCAUACUUCGCUUCACGCAGGACCACCCGAUGCCUCCCAGGGUAUACUUGGGGUUCACCAGCCACCCAGUGGAAGAGUACUUCGGUUCUCCCCUUCAAUGCUACCAAUGUCAACGAUUUGGACAUAUUGCCAAGAACUGCCGCGGUGCCCGCCGUUGCAAAAUAUGUGCAGGUCCACAUCACCAUCAAGAGUGCAGCUCACGAGCUGAACCUAAAUGCGCCAACUGCGGCCAAGGCCACGCGGCAACGUUUUCCGGCUGCUCCAGUAAAAAAGCGGCAGCAGUUGUAAGAAAAACCGAAAUUAUAAAUGGCAGAACACCUACUCGACGAUCUCCACCAUCAAAUCCAGAGAUGGUGCGAAUACCUGAAGCUCCAAACGACACAAAAUCGUCGACAUCCAAGCCUACGUAUUCAGACGUGCUACAUCGACAACCAAGUAAGAAAAACACCGCUUCAAAAAAUGAAAAUGGUUCCAUGACGUCAGCGCCGCUUACUCGAUCAAGCCGAAAAGCGCGAGUCAGGACCUCCAAUGCCUACCGCGUCUGGUGCCCGAAGGGCUCCACGACCCACUGCAUCACAAACGACACACUCAAUGGAGACGCCGUCUGCUACAUACCGUGCAGAUUCCCCGGUCAACGCAGACAGCCAAGCAACUGA
Ixodes scapularis (black-legged tick) is the source of this 1338-nucleotide messenger RNA. RefSeq lists its product as uncharacterized. The transcript has a single exon. The coding region runs from base 1 to 1338 and encodes 445 amino acids. Gene Ontology annotation, molecular function: zinc ion binding; nucleic acid binding. Lineage: Eukaryota; Metazoa; Arthropoda; Arachnida; Ixodida; Ixodidae. The record is from RefSeq and is a predicted model, not a curated record.